Molecule: messenger RNA, 2593 nt
Organism: Ceratitis capitata (Mediterranean fruit fly)
Lineage: Eukaryota; Metazoa; Arthropoda; Insecta; Diptera; Tephritidae
Gene: Ufl1
Product: E3 UFM1-protein ligase 1 homolog
Exons: 9
Coding region: 136-2460 (774 amino acids)
Biological process (GO): regulation of proteasomal ubiquitin-dependent protein catabolic process; protein K69-linked ufmylation; response to endoplasmic reticulum stress
Cellular component (GO): endoplasmic reticulum membrane
Molecular function (GO): UFM1 ligase activity
Source: RefSeq, a predicted model, not a curated record
CUCAGGGAAUGAAAUUGACGACGUGUUUAUUUUGUCGUUUCACUGCAAAGACAAGUGCAGCAGAAAUAAAAAUAAAAGUACUUUUCGUAGAAAUAAAAGGAUUUUAAGAAUAUUUUGUUAGAUAUAUUAGACAAAAUGAGCUCUGAUUGGGAUGAAAUUAAACGCUUAGCUGCUGAUUUUCAGAAAGCACAAUUGACGUCGACUUUGCAACGUCUUUCAGAGCGGAAUUGUGUAGAAAUUGUUACAUUAUUGCUGGAAAAGAAUUUAUUAGAAGCAUUCUUCACUAACGAUGGCAAGGAGUAUAUAACACCAGAUCAGUUGGAGCGUGAAGUUCAGGACGAACUGUAUGUUAACGGAGGUCGUAUAAAUUUGGUUGAAGUCAGUAAAACACUCAAUGUAGAUUUGUCUCGGAUAGAAGAAAUUGCUUUGCGUAUUUCUGAAACUGAUCCGGAAAUUCACUUUAUGCUUGGUCAACUGAUAAAUGAACAAUAUAUCACACACAUCGCAGAAGAAGUUAAUGAAAGGCUUUCCCAGAAAGGUGAAAUAACUGUAUCCGACUUGACACAGCUAUUUGACUUGCCAUCCGAUUUUUUGCAACAUGAUGUUAUGGAAAAGCAUUUGGGUAAAAUUAUACGUGGUCGACAGGAUACGUCUAACCCUCGUGUCUUCUUUACGCAAUCAUAUAUACAGCGUUGUAAGGCUAAAAUUCGUGGUGCUCUAAAAGCUAUAACAAGACCAACUAAUGUGGCAACUAUUUUGCAGCAAAUAAAUGUCCAAGAAAAAACCUUUCAUUCCCUUUUUGAUGAAAUUGCACCUGCUGGCCAGGUUACAUCAAAGCAAGCGAAUGCACAAUAUAUUCCGCAUAUCUACACAAAAAUGCAAGCAGAUUGGGUGAACUCAUUUUAUAAACAAAAUGGUUUUUUGGAGUAUGAAGGCGUUAAUAAAUUAGGCGUUUCAGAUGCUAAGCAAUUUAUACGUAAACAAUUCCCAAACGAAGAUAUUUUAUACUUGAAACGGUGUGCUAUUGGAUCUAAAAUAAUCGACUUAACGGUCCUUAGCUCGUUGAAUGAAUGCAGUGCUACUAAAAGUUACGUUGAUUUGUCUAGCAUACUGCCAUCUAACAUGUCUGAAGAAGAUGUGGAAGAAAUUUUCGAAACGAUAAUGGCUCGUAAAAAUGCCACGCCUGGCAACUUUGUUUUUCUUCAGAGUAUUGUGUUUUCUCAGCAAUAUCUGAAUGAUCUGAUACAACCUUGUCACGAAAUGGCCAAGUCCAAAGCUAAAACUGCGGUUGAGAGUGGCAUUUACCAGCAAUAUCUAGCUGAAAAACAGCUUUCAGGAAAAUCAAGUACUGCGCAAGAUUACGAUGACGAAUCAAAGUCAGAUAAACGCGAAGAACGUAGAAAAAAGGCAGCAACUGGAAAGGCUGGUGGAGGUAGUCAAGGUCGUGAAACUAAAACUAAAUCCACCAAAAAGCAUCAACGUGGGCGCGCAAAUGUUGCUGAUAGCGAUGAUGAACAAGAAACUCGUGCUGGUGCUGGUAAAAAAGGUUCUAAAUCUUUCGAAUUGGUAAAAUUGGAAGAUAUAGUAAAUAUCAUCCGCAAGACAUUAGAGGACGAAGGAUUAGAAUAUCUUUCAGAUACAAUCGCCGCACUCUAUCAUAGCCAAUUGAAUCAAACUGCAUUGGCUACAGCGCAAGAGCUUUUCGAAGCAACGCCACAAACGAAUCGGCGACAAACGCACGCUGCAAUACAGGAGCGUAUUAAUACGUUACUUGUUGAUUUGCGUUUAUAUGAGAAGGGCUUAAAGCUCUUGCCAGUCGAUGUUCAAUCACAACUAAUCAAAUAUUUGCUCAAAUCACUUGGCAAUGAUAUUUGCAAUGAAUUGACCGCCUACAUUGCCAGCGAAUGUAAUCUGACUAUGAAAACGACCAAUUUGAAUGUAGAUCAACGUAAUAAAAUUGCGCAAGAAUGUGAUGCGGAAUAUAAGACAGUUUUACUUGAAAUCAAUAAAGCGCUAAAUAAAACUAUUGACGAUUUUGUUGUGGCAACCGAAGGUGUACUUAAAGCAUGCAGCAUGAUCAUUAAGAAGGUAGACAAGAAAAAAGAUCGUCAACUCAUACUUCAGCACAAGGAGAAAUUACUACAGCAAUUACAAGAAACUGUAGAACCAGCAUUGGUAUUGCACUUGACCGCUUUAAUUCUUUUCACCACGAUUACCGGCUGUAUAAUACACGCCUCUGGUAAAUUCGUGUCGCAGAUACUCGCUCAUAUACGUCCCAGUUUAAGUAAUGAUCGGAAUGAACAACUCAUGCAAUAUCAUGAUUUAGUUUUACAGCUAUUGCAAGCGAAAGAAGACAGUGAUGAAGCAAAAAUCAUGAAUGAACGAUUACACAGUCUGCAAGGUGCCAUCAAAGACUUGGCAGGGUCUUAUGAAAAGCCUGGAACUAUUAAAGCCGAAUAAAUACUUAUGCUUACUGUUGAUAGCUUGAAAUAUUUUCAAAUAAGGCCUAAAACUCCAUUUAUUAUUAUUGCAUUAAAAUUCUAUUAGCCAGGUUCCAUAGUACCAAUUUCUAGAAUAAAUAAUAUCUGCUUCA